AUGGAUGAUAAUUUUGUGAAAACAAUCUGGCCUUAUGAAGAAGUGAAAUUUAUGGUGGUUGACUCUGAGGGUAGUGCAGGAGGCCUCAUAAGUAUUUGGAAGCCACAAGUCUUCAAGCUCAAGGAUUGUUGCAGUAGCAAAAAUUUCAUUAUUCUAUCAGGUAUGUCUAGUAAUACUUUUCAGUGCACUCUGGUGAAUAUCUAUGCUCCUAAUGAGGUUAUAAGGAGGAGACAACUGUGGGAUUCUCUGGUGAGGAUCCAUCAACAUUUUCCAAACCCGUGGUGUGUGGGAGGAGAUUUUAAUGAGAUUAGAUACAUGGGUGAGAGGAAAGGUUGUUCAUCUAGAGAAAGAUGGAUGAAGGAUUUUAAUGAGUUGGUGGAAAAAUUGGAAUUAACAGAUAUGCCUUUGCUAGGAAGGCAGUAUACUUGGUGCAAUGCUCUGCAUGGGAAUAGGUGGAGUAGGAUUGAUAGAUUCCUAGGUGGGAGGAAGCUCAAGUUCAAGGGUGGGCUGGGUUUGGAGAUGAAAAAACUGAAUAUGCUUAGGAGUCACUUAAGGGUGUGGAAUAAGGAGGUGUUUGGCAAUAUAGACACUCAGUUAAAGGCAACAGAGAAGGAGCUACAUGAAUGGGAUUUGAAGGCAGAGUCUAGGUCCCUUGAAGUUCAGGAACUCAAGCGAAGAAGAGAAGUUAGAAGCCAGGUGUGGCAGCUUAGUAGGAGUAAGGAAAGGUUAUGGCAUCAAAAGUCCAGACAUGUAUGGGCUCAUUCUGGGGAUCAAAAUACUAGGUACUUUCACAUUAUGGCAAGUAGAAGGCAGAGGAAAAAUCUGUUAGACUCUUUUGUUGUGGAGGGUACAUGGGUAGAGAAUCCAGUUCAGGUGAAACAAGAAGUGGCUAUGCACUUCAAUGUGUUGUUCUCUGAGAAUUGGAAGGUUAGGCCCAAAAUUCUAGGCCCUUUUGCUGUUAUUAGUACUGUGGAUGUUGGCAACUUGGAAAUUGAGUUCUUAGAAGAUGAGGCAUGGAAUGCAGUAAAGGAUUAUGAUGGGAACAAAGCACCAGGCCCAGAUGGUUUUAAUCUGAAGUGCAUUUAA
This is a messenger RNA of Camellia sinensis, 1086 nucleotides long. The record is from RefSeq and is a predicted model, not a curated record. NCBI's taxonomy places the organism in Eukaryota, Viridiplantae, Streptophyta, Magnoliopsida, Ericales, Theaceae.